AUGAGACCAUCAAACCAUCUCAUAAAUACUUCAGAAGCUCUACGGCGAGUGUUCCUACCACCUCGAAACGAAAUAUCAAGGACGUACAGCACCCGACCCAUCCUUCAACGCGCCAACCCUCGCCCACGAUGCCUCUCCUGCCCACGCCCCUCCCGUCUCCGCCCUCAACAUCCCCGCAAUGCAUCCACCGACGGACACAUGGUGCAGAUGCCAAAGUACGGGCCCAAGCCCGUACCGAACGGUAAGAAAUUCGGACCCAAAGACGGCCUGGAGGGGCGCCCACGAGACGAAGAGAUCAAUGCCUAUAAAGUCUACAUGGUCGGAUCCGGAGAGGACCGCCUCUCAGAACCCCGCGUCCUAUCCCAAGUCCUCGGUGCGCGCGAGCGAGACGAAAAGGGCCAUCCGACACAGUUCGUGCAAGAGGUCGCGCCGCCGAGUGAAGAGCGCCCGUGGCCCAUUUGCAGACUGUACGACAAAAAAGCCGCGCGCGAGGCGGAAGAGGCGAAGCGGCGAGCGAGCAAGGUGAAUAUGCAGUCGAAGCAGCUGGAGGUUCGCUGGACGGUCAGCGAUAACGAUUUGGGACAUCGGAUGGUGCGGUUGAAGGAGUUUCUGGAGAAAGGGUGGAAGGUGGAAAUUGUUUUUGGGAGUAAAAGGAAAGGGUGGACGAGGAGGAGGCAGGCGGAUCCGGAGGAGGCGACGAAGGUGUUGGAGAAGAUCAGGAAGGCUGUUGGGGAGGUUGAGGGAGCGCAUGAAAGGCGGAUGCAGGGAGAGGUUGGGAAAGAGGCUGUUUUGUUGUUUGAGGGGAAAGCAAAAAAGUAG
Molecule: messenger RNA, 819 nt
Organism: Letharia columbiana
Lineage: Eukaryota; Fungi; Ascomycota; Lecanoromycetes; Lecanorales; Parmeliaceae
Exons: 1
Coding region: 1-819 (272 amino acids)
Biological process (GO): ribosome disassembly; mitochondrial translational initiation
Cellular component (GO): mitochondrion
Molecular function (GO): translation initiation factor activity; ribosome binding
Source: RefSeq, a predicted model, not a curated record